Molecule: messenger RNA, 1174 nt
Organism: Hyaloscypha bicolor E
Lineage: Eukaryota; Fungi; Ascomycota; Leotiomycetes; Helotiales; Hyaloscyphaceae
Exons: 4
Coding region: 134-1027 (297 amino acids)
Source: RefSeq, a predicted model, not a curated record
CUCCAACUUCACCAAAGAUACAUCAUAUUCUUCAAAUCCACUGAGAGCUUCAAACUCUGCUCGUGCGACUCCUGAACUUGACAUAACAAGCCUUGGGCAUCACACCUACACCUCACACCGCUGUCGCCGCAAGAUGGCCGAGGUCAAAGGCACAGCGAAACGCAACGAUGAGGACAUCCCACCUUCGAGAAAAUCUCCGACUAUCGAAGACCGGAACAUCAACGAGGCAGCUAUCUGUGUGCUUCGACUUGACACAGAAAGGAUUUCUACUCAAGGAAUCGGAGUCUCACUAUACAAAGCUCGGUGGAGGUCGCGAUCCACCGCUCCUGAAUGUGAAGCACCUCCAGGAUUACUGCAACAAAUCUACCGUGAUCUACUCCAACGGCCGCUCACACGAUAUCGAGCCCCUUUACGACUGCAUCUUCGAGCGAUGGUCACAGGGAGACGUCCACAGACUAGACAUCGAGUUUGGGCGCUUUUUCGCAAAGCUGCGGCCCAUAGCGAAGGUUUCGUCAAGGAGAACAACUGGGACUACUGCCGCGACAACCGCUUUAUCGGCGGCCAACAAGCCGAGUUCUUCAAGAUCAAGCCUCUCUUGCGUGCUCUCGUCAUCACCAUCAUUGAAAUAGGAAUCCCAAGUGAAUCUUACAAUGUUGAAGAACAAAAGGUUCGCCUGGUAAGAACUGGGGUCACAACUGGAUUAAGCCAGCCUAUCACCUUUGACGGUUUAACGCAUCUGAGUACGAUUAGCGAGAAUGAGGUUAUCACGACAUCGCCGGAAGCUAUUCAAUUUGCCAAGGAUUUGGAUCGACGAGAGGAGGUUCUAGCUCCAAAAAGACACGUGAGGGUGAUAGAAUAUAUGCUGGGUCACCCGAAAGUGCUGUUCGAACGUUGGCACAUGAGGAAAUAUUCUGUCUUUGCGAAAUGGGCGGGAUCAGAUGAAGAUCUCCCGGUUGGACCCUCGACGGAUUGGUGGAAGGACGGUUUAGUGAGUGAGGGAUCGACACCCAAACUGCUACUACCAUAACAUCACGAGAGUCACCGACCAAGAGGGUCGAAAUAUUGUGACAUUGUCGGCGCAGUGAACAGCAAGGACAAGACAAGACCCCCAAAGUAAAAGCCCUAGGCAACCAAGAGACGCGGGAGAUGGUGGUGCAUGAUGAGUGGCACGUUG